Molecule: messenger RNA, 1587 nt
Organism: Micromonas commoda
Lineage: Eukaryota; Viridiplantae; Chlorophyta; Mamiellophyceae; Mamiellales; Mamiellaceae
Exons: 2
Cellular component (GO): nucleolus
Molecular function (GO): ATP binding; nucleic acid binding
Source: RefSeq, a predicted model, not a curated record
CGGUUCAGCUCGCUCACCCCGCCGCUCCGACCCGAGUCGAUGGAGGUGCUCGCGGCGCAGGGAUUCGAGCGCGCCACCCCGGUGCAGGCCGCCGCGAUCGGGCUGCUCGCGGGUAACAAGGACGUCGCGGUGGAGGCGUGCACGGGAAGUGGCAAGACCCUCGCGUUCGUCCUCCCGAUGGUGGAGAUCCUGGCGCGCGCGUCCAAGGAGCAGUCGUUCCGUAAACAUCACGUCGGCGCGGUCGUCGUCUCCCCGACGCGCGAGCUCGCGAGACAGAUCUUCGACGUCGCCGCGCCGUUCAUGGCGACGCUACCCGACAUGGCACCGCCCAUGCUCCUCGUCGGAGGCACCGACGUCAACGAGGACGUCCGAGCGUUCGCGGCGGCCGGCGCGGCUGCGCUCAUCGGCACCCCAGGUCGCCUCGACGAUCUCAUGCUGAGGUCCAACGCGUUCGACGCCAAGCGAUGCGAGCUCCUCGUCCUCGACGAGGCGGACAGGCUCCUCAGCAUGGGUUUCGCCAGGGCCAUCAACGCCAUCAUCGCGAGGCUGCCCAAGCAGCGCCGCACCGGGCUGUUCAGCGCCACGCAGACGGAUGAGGUUGAGGAACUGGCCCGAGCGGGGCUUCGCAACCCCGUGAGGGUCACGGUGAGGGACUCCGCGGCGCAGGCGGCGGCGAACGCGGCGAAAGCGUCGGGUCUGCCCGCAAACUCCGCGGCGGCGCGGGGUAAGCUCCCGGCGCAGCUCAAGCUGCUGUACAAGGUGUGCAAGGUCGACGAGAGGCUCUGGCGUCUCCGAGAGUUCCUCAAGGAAAACGCGGACAAGAAGACCAUCGUCUACUUUCUCACCUGCGCGUGCGUCGACUACUUCGCCACCGCCAUGUGCGACGGCGCGCCCGCGUCCCCCGGCGACGACGUCGACGUCGUGGCGCUGCACGGCAAGAUGAAGCAGUCGCAGCGCGAGCAGGCGCUCGGUCGGUUCGCGGCGGGCGCGGGGGGAUGUUUGCUGUGCACCGACGUGGCGGCGAGGGGUUUGGACAUCCCGGGCGUCGACUGGGUCGUCCAGUUCGACGCGCCGCAGGACCCGGCGGCGUUCGUGCACAGGGUCGGGCGCACCGCGCGGAUGGGACGGGACGGCAGCGCGCUGCUGUUCCUGUCGCCGCACGAGUCGUCGUACGUUGAGUUUCUGAGGGUGCGGCACAUACACCUGCGGGAGGAGGGGUCCGACGAGGACGCCGCGGACACGGAGGCUGUCGAGGGCGGCAACCGGCUCUGCGACGAGCUCCGCGCCAGGUCCGAGAAGAACCGCGAGGCGAUGGAGAAGGGCGUACGCGCGUUUGUCUCGUACCUGCGGGGGUACAAGGAGCACCACUGCCGCUUCAUCUUCAGGUUCAAGGAACUCGAGCUCGCGCGCCUGGCCCGCUCGCUCGGGCUCCUACGGCUGCCGCGGAUGAAGGAGAUUCGCAAGGCGCCCAAGUCUUCGCUCAAGGGUUUCACCGAGUCGUCUGUGAACCCGGACGCUGUGCCGUUUGAGGACAGGGCGCGAGAGAAGCAGCGGCAGCGCGCGCUCGCCGAGGAGGCUGCGAGACGA